UACAACUUCCUCUGCCGCUAUGUCUCCGAGCUGCUGAAGUAUUUAUACGUCCCAAACAUAGAAAAAUCGCGAAGAUUCUGGAUUACAACUGUUAGGUUAUUGGGGUGAUCGAGACUCGACUCGGUGGGAGUUUGGACGUGAUGGCGUUUCACUUCCAGGCUCAGCUCGCAUCCAUUAUGGAGGUGUUGGCUAACUCGGCGGUGGCUGAGAUAUGCCAGCUGGUCGACGAAGGUUUUGCUAGUCUCCGGUUGGAGAUAUCCCGAAGCCAGCGCGAGAAUUUAGCUCUGAAGAGCAAGCUGCGGCUUCUGGAAGUCCAAGCCGAUGGUUCGCCGCAGGUGGUGGUCACAUGCAGCCGGAAAGAACACCAAAAUGAAGAUUCUUCAUCAUCACUCAUUCCCCAGCAAGUAACGUCAAUGGUGUCAGUCAAAAAAGAAAGUGUUGAAGAAGAGCUACAACAGUGCAGUAUGUUGGAUGACUAUCAGAGACCCCUGAGCAACAGAAGUGGAAUGGAAAACUUUGCACCAUCGAAUCCCUGUGAUGCUGCCGAGAGCCACCAACGCCCUCAGGUCGACAGAAACCUCCCUGCAACCAAUGUGUCGCCCCGAAUCGAGGAACAGCAGCCAAUGACAGAUGAGGGAGAUGAGGACGGUUCCAUGUUGAAUCACUACGGUCCGGCCCCCGAGCUAAGCCUCAGAGAUGUGGCAGACCUGACCAAAGAUGGAGGAGAAAGUGCUGAGGAACAGGAGGGUGUUCCUGGUAAAUUCAGGACUGCUGCAGAACGAGAGCCUUCAGACAGAGAGAAUGAUUUCUGGAGGGAGGCAGCAGAAUCGACCAGUAUGAAAUUUGAUACAUCACUGGGGUGGUCUGAAGCUGACACGGCCGAGCAGUGUUUGGGCCCUGCCCCUAAAAUAGUGUGUGUGAACAGCAGGAGGGAUGGAGAGAAUAACGUGGCACAUAGCGGAAAGCUUGAAGCCGACAACAGCAGCUUUGACUCCUCCUCUUUCGACGAUCUCUUUUCGUCUCCGGAUAUUGCCUUGUCCCUCUCAGCUCGUCACAAAGGUGCCACAGACAGAGAAGCUGGAUUAGAAGAUAGAUCCUCGUCUUACUCGUAUCCUGUAAGUGGCGAGAGUUCGUCUGCUUUGCACUCUGACGGUGCAGGUGCCUCGUCUAGAGAGCGGUUGUGGAGUUGCACUCAAUGCAACAGCUUCUUUUCCAGCUCCAGAGACCUGCGGCUGCACCAGCGUGCCCACUCUGGCGAGAGGGUCUAUCACUGCCAGCUGUGCAUGAAGGCCUUUGCUCACCAACAUCAGCUUAAAACCCACCAGCGAGUGCAUACGGGUGAGAAGCCGUUCAGCUGUGCUCAGUGCGGGAAACGCUUCUCACAGUCCAGUCAUAUCAAGAGGCACAUGAGCGUGCACACGGGGGAGAAACCUUUCAGCUGUAACGUCUGUGGGCGCAGAUUCUCUCAGUCGUGCACUCUGAAAGUCCACCAGGCUGUUCACACCGGGGAAAGACCAUACAGCUGCACCAAGUGUGGAAAGAGCUUCUCUGUACUCGGCAAUCUAGUCCGCCACCAGAGCGUGCACAUCAACCACUGAUAUGAGUGCCCUGCUCUCUGGACUUGAUUUUAGCUGUGAUUUUAGACUCAUACAAACAUUUAAAGUGAAUAUUGCUGCUCAUGAGGAACAUGGAAGAGCAUGAGAAUCAAAGCGCCUCUUUUAGUAGUUUAAUUUAUUCAGCGCUUGGUUCAUGGAUGACCUCUCACUACAUCAAGUUGAAAUUUAACUACAAUUCAUUCUUCUAUCACUACAACGAAUUAAUUAUUUGAAACUGAAUAAAAGAGGAGUUUUGUGAUGUUUUCUCAUGACAAAUAAUGACAUUCAUUUUCCAAAAAUGAUGUUGCUGUUGUAACAAAAUUGGGCAUCAAUAAUGCAUUUCUCACAGAAAAUAAAGUGCUGAUGCCAAUGUAAAAUAUAACUGCUGCAUAUGUGCAUAACUUCAGCAUGUUUUAUUGUGUGAUUGUUUAGUACAUGUGAUGCAUUUAAUUUGAUUAUUUUGUUUGGAUAUAUGUGAUGGUGUUUCAUGGUCCAAAAGCUGUGACCUUAUCAAAUCAUUUUUGGUUCAGUUUGAUGGAACUGCUCCGUUUAUCCAAAACUAGAGGCAUAACUCCUGUGUCAUCCUUCACUAAUAUGUCACACAACUUUGAAAGUGGUGACUGUGAUUCACUGUCAUUGACCCUUUAUCCACUUGUAUUGUGUAUUCACGUGUCAGAACUGUCACUUGUCUAAAACAUUUUUUUUUGCUUGGUAGAAGCAACAUGACAGGCUUGAUAAAUUGUUAAUGCACCUUUGUUUACCAAUUUCUCUCAAAUUGAUUGUGUCUGUUUAAAAAUUGGGAAUUGCUGUCAAAUUGCCAAACCUUCGUCUUGUAACUACGCCAGUGUCUUGGUAUAUACCUUUGAUUAAAAUG
Messenger RNA from Synchiropus splendidus (mandarinfish), 2469 nucleotides. Its product is annotated as zinc finger protein 235-like. The coding region runs from base 141 to 1598 and encodes 485 amino acids. Gene Ontology annotation, molecular function: RNA polymerase II cis-regulatory region sequence-specific DNA binding; DNA-binding transcription factor activity. The record is from RefSeq and is a predicted model, not a curated record. Lineage: Eukaryota; Metazoa; Chordata; Actinopteri; Syngnathiformes; Callionymidae. The transcript has 4 exons. Gene Ontology annotation, biological process: regulation of transcription by RNA polymerase II.